AUGAAAUCAAGCAUCAAUUCAAGGCGAAAAUGGAUCGGUUUUAUUUGGCUUUUUAUUGAAGUGAAUCUUAUCAGUGCAAAUAUUUUUGGAUUUCCUGCACUUUUCAAAAUAUUACCAAAUUAUGGUGUAUACAGUAAUUAUUGUCAAUCAUCAAAUCUAACUAAUUCAACUGAACAAGAUUGUAGUCGUCAAUCACAACAAUAUCAAAAUGCAUUGACGUUGGGUAUUAUUUUUUUUAAUUUACCAUCAAUAAUUGUUGGUAUAUUAAUUGAUAAAUUUGGCGGUCGUUUUGUAAAAUUAAUUGGAAUAGUAUUUCAUGUUGUAGGAUGGUUAGCAUUGGCACUUGUUAAGUCUGAUAAGUAUCUCCAAAAAAAAAAAAAAUCUCUCGUCUUACUAAUUUCUUUUAUAUUUUUGAUAAUUUUAGAUCGAGAUUCACUAUUAUUUAUUCAUACAUUAUUUACAGCACUAUCCGGUAUUAUUGUACAACUAACAAGUUUUUCAGCAUGUAAUUAUUUUGCCGAAGGACGAGCAUUUUUAUUAACUUUACUUGUUGGUUCGAGUUUGUCAGCAUCAAUGUGGUAUUCAGUUUUUCAAAUUUUAAUUGAUAAUGGUAAAUUAACAUUAUCACAAUUAUCUUAUAUCUGGAUGUCAUUUGGAAUAUUCAUGCUUUUUUCAUCAUUUGAAUUUCUCGAUUGGAAAUUUCAAAUAUUAAAUCUUGGAUAUACAUUUGAUACAAAAUUAGAACAAACUAAAACUGUUACAAUCGAGAACACGAAGAUUGAAACGAAAUGGUAUGGAAAAAUUCGUCAACGUAUUGGAAUUUGGGAACAUAUAACAAAUCCAUUGUAUAUUUUUGUCGUCCUUUAUUUAAGUUUUCUAUUAAUGCCGAGUAUUCUUUUAUCGGUUACUUGGUAUCCAUGGGUUUAUUACAUUAAUCAUAAUGAUAAAACAAAAAGUGAUCAAUAUACAUUUGCAUUCAAUAUGACAUCAUUAUCUCAAAUUUUUCUUUGUCCACUUGUUGGUUUUCUUCUUACAUUUCGAGCAGAUAAAAGUUCAAAACAAAAAAUAUUGAAUACUUCAAUUGCUCAAACAUGUUCAUGGAUUUUAAAUAUAAUACUAUGUAUUAUUUGUAUGUUUGUCAAGACUACUGUUGUUGUUCCUGCAUUAGUUUUUAACUAUAUUGGACGAUCAGCUAUUGUAGCUGGUUCACAAGCAGUUGUUGGUACUUUUUUUCCAUCGGAAUAUAUUGGUAGAUUGACUGGCAUUAUGUGGACAUCAGCAGGAGCGAUCACUUGUAUUCAAUAUGGAUUAGUUCAAUUAACAACUGAUGUAUCUCAAUCUUGGAAAGCUGGGAUUAUUGUUUUAAUAUUGGUUGUAUUUAUGUCGUGUCAUUUGGUUCAAAUUUGGUAUAUAACUAUUAGAAAAUAUCGAAAGCCAAUACCUGAUGUCACUUACUUUUAA
Messenger RNA from Rotaria sp. Silwood1, 1461 nucleotides. The record is from the annotation of a GenBank genome assembly. NCBI's taxonomy places the organism in Eukaryota, Metazoa, Rotifera, Eurotatoria, Philodinida, Philodinidae.